AUGCCCUCUCCACCGAGCCUGAAAGUUGGUCUUCGUGUCGACCGUAAGAAGAAAGAUGAUUGUUGGGUGGGAGUAGCGCCAAGUCACCUCAAUGGUGAAGAGCCAUAUCACCCUGGCUCAGAGGCGGAGAAGAAGUUGCUGAGAAAAUUGGAUAUGCGUAUCAUCGUACGUGGUGGAUUCAUCUUUGUCAACGGCUCUGCUGAACCUGGUUGACAGCCAUGUUGCUGGAUUCUCUAUCUACUUUGUUAUCUCGAUAGGGCCAACAUAGGGUAUCACCUCCACCAUUUGAUGUCUUGAUAGCUUUGCUUGCUAAUCGUUCUGUAGGAAUGCAAAGACCGGUGGCUUAGAGAAAGACUUCAACUUGACUUCAGACCAAUACUCCGUCGUACUGCUGGUCUUCUUCGUAUCCUACAUCACCUUCCAGAUUCCAUCGAACAUGUUGAUCUCAAAAGUCAGACCGUCACUCUAUCUACCAGGAUUGGCAGUGCUAUGGGGAGGUGUCGCGGCAUCGAUGGCGGGCACGCACAACUGGAGACAGCUUGCUGCCGUCAGAUUUGCCCUCGGCAUCGCGGAGGCAGGCUUCGCUCCGGGCAUCGCCUUCUACUUGUCUUGUUGGUCGGUCUCACCGCUCUCGCCAUUCUUGCCAAAAGGCUAACAGCGAGUCCAGGUACAAGCGGUAUGAGCUUGCCCAGCGAUUCUCGUGGUAUUAUACCGCAGUCGCUACAUCAGGCAUGGUGUCGGGUCUCCUUUCAGGACUCAUCACUCGAAAUCUGGAUGGAGCACAUGGUAUUGCCGGAUGGCGUUGGCUCUUUGUAUGGACCUAAACCCUCAUAUAACCGUCGACCGCACCGAAGCUAACAGAUCUCACAGAUCAUCGAAGGAGUUGGGUCUUCUGGACUUGGUCUUAUCGUCUGGUCGUUCAUGGCCGACUAUCCUUCUACGACUGCCUGGCUUACUCCCGAGGAAAGGAUCCUCGCCUCCCAACGCCUUGCCCACGAUGGCAUAGGUGACACACAAGGAUCCGAGGAGAGAAUUAAAAAAGCCGUGGCGCUCAAGAUGACUGUCACUGACUGGAGAGUCUGGGCCCUCUCUUUGCUCCAUGUAUUGAUCACUGGAUCACAGACAAUGCAAUACUUCAUCCCUACCCUCGUGCGGAGCUUCGGCUGGAGUGGCUUUGGAGGCCAGUAUCACACCAUCCCUCCAUAUGCAUUCGCAUUGGUCUGCACGCUGGUCUUCUCCUUCGUCUCGGAUCACUAUCAGAACAGGCCACUCUUCAUCUCGCUCUUUGCGAGUAUCACGACGGUCUUCUUCAUCGCCGCCGCCGCCACGACCGGCAACACCGUCCGUUACAUCUUCACCAUCCUCGCUUUCGGUUCCAUCUAUGGCACAGUCCCUUUGAUCAUCACGUGGGUCGCAAAUGUCAUCGCAUACCCGGCGGAGAAACGAGCAGUGGCGCUCGCUCUGGCAAAUGCCCUUGGGAACGUGUCGUCCAUCUAUGGAGUCUUCCUCUGGCCGUCGAGUGACAGGCCACGGUAUACACAUGGCUUCAGUGUCACGACGACAUGGAUGGGAUUGAUCGCCAUUCUGGCUCCUUUGAUGGCGUGGGGAUUCGAGCUAUCCGCAAUGAAAGCGCCUACAGAUCCUGAGACUGGCAAUGCUUCACACGCGAAGUUCCAGCGGGAUGGCGACGAGGAGAGGAGUAUCUGA
Lecanosticta acicola is the source of this 1707-nucleotide messenger RNA. Lineage: Eukaryota; Fungi; Ascomycota; Dothideomycetes; Mycosphaerellales; Mycosphaerellaceae. The record is from the annotation of a GenBank genome assembly.